Molecule: messenger RNA, 2814 nt
Organism: Nelumbo nucifera (sacred lotus)
Lineage: Eukaryota; Viridiplantae; Streptophyta; Magnoliopsida; Proteales; Nelumbonaceae
Source: RefSeq, a predicted model, not a curated record
UCGGCCCUCGCCGUCUUUCUGAACUCAAGUCUCUAAUCAUAUUUCUUAAUUUUAAAUUACCUAAUAUAUAUACUGUUUAAUUCACUGUGAAAAGAUCUUAAAUGUAUAAUCUCAUCUCUCUUACCAGAAAAAGAAAAGAAAAAACGGAGAAACGUUUUCUGUUUCCGUUUAACGAUUGGAUCAAAUCAUAUCGGAGCUCGAAUUAGGGUUUCGAGCUGGUUUUCGCGGGAGAUUCCCACUUCCCAGGAUUUCAACGUUGCGUUAUUGUUUGUUAGGGCUUUUCCCCCUCUGAGAAGGAUGACUCAAUCGACGAGCAGAGCUAGGGUUGUUGGAGAUUACAUUGUUAGUCGACAGAUUGGGUCGGGAUCGUUUUCUGUUGUCUGGCACGCAAGGCAUCGUGUUCAAGGCACGGAGGUCGCGAUUAAGGAAAUCGCCAUGGAUCGCCUGAGCAAGAAAUUACAGGAGAGUCUCUUGUCCGAGAUUUUCAUCUUGAAGAGAAUCAAUCAUCCUAAUAUCAUUCGGUUGCACGAUAUUAUAGAGGUUCCUGGGAGGAUACAUCUGGUGUUGGAGUACUGCAGAGGGGGUGAUCUUUCAAUGUAUAUCCAUCGUCAUGGAAGAGUUCCAGAAGCAACUGCAAAGCACUUCAUGCAGCAGCUUGUUGCUGGUUUACAAGUUCUCCAUGACAACAAUCUUAUACACCGAGAUCUAAAACCACAGAAUCUUCUUCUUUCCACUAACAAUGACCAGUCCAUUCUGAAGAUUGCGGAUUUUGGCUUUGCAAGGUCUUUACAACCAAGAGGCCUAGCAGAAACUUUGUGUGGUUCACCACUCUACAUGGCUCCAGAAAUAAUGCAACUCCAGAAGUAUGAUGCGAAGGCAGAUCUCUGGAGUGUUGGCACUAUCCUAUUUCAGCUUGUAACUGGGAAGACCCCAUUUACUGGAAAUAAUCAAAUACAGUUGCUACAAAACAUUGUCAAAUCAAAUGAAUUGCGCUUCCCUCCAGAUAGUAAUGAUUUGAGUGUUGACUGCAUUGAUUUAUGUCAAAAGCUGUUGCGCUGUAAUCCAGUGGAAAGAUUAACAUUUGAAGAGUUCUUUAACCACCCAUUUCUUUCCAAAAACCAAAUGAUGGAUUCAUUAAGGAGUAGGAUGGUCUUAAAGGCAAGAGAUUGCAUUCCUUCAGCUGAAUCCAGUCCUGGAAGGCACACAGAAGAAAGCUCUCAAGAUGAUUGUCUUCCAUUCCUUCUAGAUGAUGAUUGUAGUGGUCCUGAUGGGAGCCCAGCCUUUACCACAAACAAGGCCUCAAUGAGGUCUACAUAUGGGUUUUCUCUUGACACAAAGGUGGAAAAAAGGGUUCCAGCUUCUACCCUGCCCAAUAACAUGGAUAUUGCUUUGAGAUGUGGUAGUAUCACACAAAAACUAGAAAACACCUGGUCCAAGGUUGAUCAACAUAGGCAUUCAGAUGCAAGCAUCAAAGGGUCUGCUACAAUUAGGGACCAAAGACAAAUGAAGGCUGCACCCAAAGUUCUGGAUUCACUGGAAUUUAUUGAUCAAGAGUACGUCCUUGUGUCUGGACCUCCCAUGGAGACAUCAUUGUUGUCAUUAAGUGCAUCGAGGCCACACCAUUCACCAUGCAAAUCAGAGAAUUCCCCAAUAGCGUCUGCAAACAGUAAUAGUGCAUCAAGUUCACCAAUGCCAAUAAUUGGUGCAGCAAUUAGAAAUCCAUCUUGUGUUGGAAGCUUGGAGAGUCGUAGCUCUGCCCCUUCUGGGACUUCACAAGGAUCCAUGGAUAUGGGCGAAACUUUGGAGCAGCCUUCUGUUCAUUGCCUGACAAGGAUUAGGUCAUUGCAGAAGUGUGCAUAUGCCAUAACAGAAUUAGUAAAUGAGAAGAUUGAGGCAGGUAGGAAACUAGAAGCUUUCUCAAUUCAGCUGGUAAUUUUGGCAAUUUGGAAGCAAGCCCUUCAUAUUUGCCACACACAGGCUGCCUCAGCUUUAGAAGGAAGUCCGACUCAAGAGAGUAGUCGAGUUAGAGGGGGCACCGGCAAGAAGCAUGAAAGUCCAAAUAUUCAAGAAUUUAAUAAUGUUAUUCAAACUCAAGGACCUGAAGCUGUUUACCCCCAGAUCGAAAGGGAAUUUCUCCUUGAAGUUGGUCAUGCUGAGGAACUUGCCAAGGAUCUUGAGCCAAUUGAUGGUGGCACGGAAAUGCCAGAUGCCAUGGAGACCAUAUUCCAAUCUGCCCUUGCAUUUGGCAGGCUUGGUGCUGUUGAGGAGCUGAUGGGUGAGAUGGACAGUGCAGCAUCUUUUUAUUCAAAAGCAGUACGCUUACUAGUCUUUCUUUUAGUUGAAGCACCAUCCCUCAUCGUGAACCCUCCUUUUUCUCUCACAAAUUCAGAUCUAUUUCGUCUUCGGACAUACAUUGACAUCUUGAAUAACAGACAAAGCCAGUCUAGGUCUCAAAGAAUGGCUCUUCUCAAGUGUGAGGGUCAACAAUGCCCACCUUGAAGAUGGGCGUCUCUGCAAAUACCUUGCCUGCUAACCGGCAGUGUUCGUAUAUAAAAGUUUAUUUGUACAGCAAUUCUUUUGUUGCCUCCUCUUAGGUGACUAUGGAAGGAGUAUACUUGUAUAUGGGAUGGAUGAUGUUAAUAGUUUCAGAGAAAUCAGAGAAAACUUGCAAGAUGAAUGAUGAGCCUGCGUAGUCUUCGUUUUAUUGUACCUUGGAAUUUUCUUGAUCUUUGCCCGUGUUGUGUAUUUUAGUUGGAAAUUUCGAAUGCUGUGGCUACUGUUAGAGAGCUAAGCUGACCAUUUUAUCUGUUUUAA